This is a messenger RNA of Sinocyclocheilus anshuiensis, 5784 nucleotides long. RefSeq names its product myosin-IIIa-like. The transcript is spliced from 38 exons. Bases 129 to 5516 code for a protein of 1795 amino acids. NCBI's taxonomy places the organism in Eukaryota, Metazoa, Chordata, Actinopteri, Cypriniformes, Cyprinidae. Gene Ontology annotation, biological process: positive regulation of filopodium assembly; regulation of actin filament length; sensory perception of sound. The record is from RefSeq and is a predicted model, not a curated record. Gene Ontology annotation, cellular component: myosin complex; photoreceptor inner segment; stereocilium tip. Gene Ontology annotation, molecular function: ATP binding; protein binding; protein serine/threonine kinase activity.
GGCAUGGCUCGCUGAGAUUAGCUUUAGCUGUGGUUAACUCCUCCACAAGUGUUCACACGCCACGACUGCUUCCACAGGGUCAAUAUGGACUUAUUCAACAAAAUGUUCAUCGACCAUUUAAGAAAGGAAUGAGAUCACUUGAGAAGAUGUUUCCUCACUCAGGGAAAUCCAUCGUCUUUGACAGCUUUCCAGAUCCAUCCGACACCUGGGAGAUCAUUGAGACUAUUGGUAAAGGGACAUAUGGGAAAGUUUAUAAAGUGCUUAACAGGGUCAAUGGCAGCAAAGCCGCCGUCAAAAUACUGGAUCCAAUCCAUGACAUUGAUGAGGAAAUUGAAGCUGAAUAUAACAUCCUCAAAACUCUCUCAGACCAUUCCAAUGUCGUGAAGUUUUUUGGAAUGUUCUACAAGAAGGAUGUGAAGAUCGGAGACCAGCUAUGGCUAGUGCUAGAGUUGUGUAAUGGAGGGUCUGUCACAGAUCUGGCUAAAGGUAUGUUGAAAAGAGGAGACCGCAUGGAGGAACCCAUCAUUGCCUACAUCCUACAUGAAGCACUCAUGGGUCUCCAGCAUUUACACAUCAAUAAGACCAUCCAUCGAGAUGUCAAGGGCAACAACAUCCUGCUCACCACAGGAGGAGGAAUCAAGAUGGUUGACUUCGGGGUAUCGGCCCAGCUUACAAACACCCGGCUAAGGAGGAACACCUCGGUCGGAACGCCCUUCUGGAUGGCACCUGAGGUCAUCGCGUGUGAGCAGCAGCUCGACUCCACGUAUGACGAGCGCUGUGACGUGUGGUCUCUCGGGAUCACGGCCAUAGAGCUGGGUGAUGGAGACCCGCCCCUGGCUGAUCUUCAUCCAAUGAGAGCUCUCUUCAAAAUUCCAAGAAAUCCUCCACCCACCCUACACCAACCAGAGCUCUGGUCAAACGAUUUUAAUGAUUUUAUAUGCAAGUGUCUGAUAAAGGAUUUUGAGCUCAGGCCCAAUGUGUUUGACCUUCUUCAGCAUGUCUUCAUCAAACAGAUUGUGGGGCGAGAGAAGACGCUGCAGAACCAGCUGAUGGAGCUAAUCGACCUCAACCAACAAAUGGGCGUUAUCGAGAAAACAAGCCAUCUUGGAAUAACUGAAAGGAGAGACAGUGAUUCCAGGCACGAGCGUAUCCACACCAAAAAAGGCAGCUACAUGAAGUCUCAAAGUCAAACUUGUGACGACGUGGAGGAUCUGGCAACCCUUGAGGUUCUAGAUGAAAACACAAUCACCGAACAGCUACAGAGACGUUAUACAAAGGAGCAGAUCUACACCUACGUUGGAGACAUCCUUAUAGCGGUGAAUCCAUUCCAGAAAGCGGAGCUGUACACGCCGGAGCAUUCUAAGAUUUACGUUGGAGCCAAAAGAACGUCCAACCCUCCUCAUAUAUAUGCAGUUGCAGACAUCGCAUAUCAGUCCAUGGUCUCCUAUAAUACUGAUCAGUGCAUUGUCAUCAGCGGAGAGAGCGGUGCUGGGAAAACAGAAAGUGCCCACCUAUUAGUCCAACAGCUGACCGUUCUUGGAAAGGCAAACAAUCGGACCCUCCAAGAGAAGAUUUUGCUGGUCAAUAGUCUGGUGGAAGCCUUUGGAAAUGCUUGUACUGUGAUCAAUGAUAACUCCAGUCGCUUUGGGAAAUAUCUGGAGAUGAAGUUCACAUGUGGAGGCACAGUGGUGGGAGCUCAGAUCUCAGAUUACCUCCUGGAGAAAUCCCGGGUCAUACACCAGCCCGUAGGGGAACGUAACUUCCACAUCUUCUAUUAUAUCUAUGCCGGUCUGGCAGAGAGGAAGAAACUCGGCCACUACAAGCUGUCAGACAGCAAAACUCCAAAGUAUCUCCACAAUGAGAAUGUUAAAUUAGUGCCUGACAUUGUGGGCAAUGCCUUCUAUAAGGAGCAGUUUGAGACAGUGGAGCAGUGCUUCAAAGUCAUCGGCUUCACACUAGAGGAGCUCGGGAGCGUUUACAGUACCUUAGCUGGGAUCCUAAAUGCAGGUGAUGUUGAGUUCACAUCAGUGGCUUCGGAACAUCAGACGGACAAAAGCAACAUUUCCAACAUGGCAGUACUAGAGAGUGCUGCAUCACUGCUGUGUAUCCGUGUGGAUGAGCUCCAGGAAGCGCUGACCUCUCACUGUGUGGUCACACGGGGCGAAACCAUCGUCAGGUCAAACACAGUGGAGAAGGCCACUGAGGUACGGGACACCAUGGGCAAAGCCCUCUAUGGACGCCUGUUCAGCUGGAUUGUCAACCGCAUCAACUCUCUCCUGAAACCAGACAGCCAGUCAGGGGAGGAAGACAAAGGUCUGAACAUUGGUAUUCUGGACAUCUUUGGCUUUGAAAACUUUAAGAGGAACUCUUUUGAGCAGCUCUGCAUCAACAUCGCCAAUGAGCAGAUCCAGUUCUACUUCAACCAGCACGUCUUCGCCUGGGAACAGGAUGAGUAUCUGAACGAAGAUGUGGACGCUCGAGUGAUUGAAUAUGAAGACAACCGGCCGCUGCUGGAUCUGUUCCUUCAGAAGCCCAUGGGCAUGUUAGCACUACUGGACGAGGAGAGUCGCUUUCCUCAGGCUACUGACCAGACCCUCGUCGAGAAGUUUGAGGUCAACUUAAAAUCCAAAAACUUCUGGAGACCAAAGAGGGUUGAUCUGGGCUUUGGAAUCCAUCACUACGCAGGCAAGGUGAUCUAUAAUGCCAGUGGUUUUCUGGCUAAGAACAGAGAUGCUCUGCCCGCUGAUAUUGUUCUUCUGCUGAGGUCUUCAGAGAAUGAACUGAUCCGUAAACUGGUUACUCACCCGCUCACUAAAACAGGUAACCUGGCUCACACUAAGGGCAAGGCUGCUGGCUCUGCUCGUAUGGGCACACAACAAUCACAGCGCACCAUUAACUUUGCCAAGUUGGAAGGUCUUAUGUUGUUCAGUACUGUAUCAUUCACUGAGUCUUCCUCCCGGAAAUUAACUCCCACCCAUGACAAAACAAUGCUUGCCUUGCCCAUUGACACUGUACAAACGGCGGAGAGCACGGGAGACACCACACAUCACCCCAGAGAGACCACCAACAUGAAGACUCAAACUGUAGCCUCUUACUUCAGAUAUUCUCUAAUGGAUCUGUUAUCAAAGAUGGUGGCAGGCCAGCCUCAAUUUGUGCGUUGCAUAAAACCCAACAAUGAUCGUCAAGCCCACAAGUUCGACAGGGAGAAGGUUCUGAUUCAACUACGCUACACUGGCAUUCUAGAGACAGCUAAGAUACGCAGACAGGGCUACUCUCAUCGCAUUCUCUUCAAUAACUUCAUUGAGAGGUACUCUAUAUUAGCAUUUAGAGCCAAUGAGGAGCCACCAAUAAAUCCAGAGACAUGUGCUGUUAUUUUGGAGAAGGUCAAACUAGAGAACUGGGUUCUGGGCAAAACAAAGGUCUUUCUUAAGUACUAUCACGCGGAGCAGCUGAAUCUGAUGGUGAGGCAGACCACAGACCGGAUUGUUCUAGUCCAAGCAUAUGUACGAGGCUGGCUGGCAUUCAGACGAUACCGUUUGAUGCUGGAAAAGAGAAAACAAAGUGCUGUGGUGUUGCAGUCAGCAUACAGAGGACACAAAGUUAGGAAAAGAGUGACUGAUGACAAAAGCAAAGCAAAGUUAGAAGCUGUUAUGAUGCAAUUCCAAGCAGUGUGCAGAGGAUAUCUGGCAAGGCAGAAAUACAAAGAGUUACUAGAUGAGAAGAUCAAAGCUGCUGCAAAGAUCCAGGCCCAUUACAGGGGACACAAAGAGAGGAAAAGCUUCAAGAGGAAAAAGGAAGCCAUGCAGAAGGAAAAAGCUGAGAAGACGGAAGAAGUGGUGGAGGCCCCAUCAGAAUCAGAAGGUCGAGUUUCAGAGGAACCUCCACAGGAAGGAGGUGAAGUGGUAAUGGAUGAUGCUGAUGAAAAGGCCGCUGUGGUCCUCCAGAGCAACUACCGAGGUUACAGAGAAAGGAAGAAAUACAAGGAGCGUUGGGAACGGAAUAAGACCUUGACCGGGGAAGAGCUGGCCGUUUCCUCAUCCACCCCUGAAGGAGCCACUUCUGGAGAAAAUUUGGAUGUUAUACAAGAGGAAGUACAGGAGAAUAUAGAGGAAGAAGGGAAGGAGGCUGAGGAAGAGGUGGCGAGUGGAGGAGAUGAGAACAAUGAACAGGAAACUAAGGCAGCCACUGUUAUCCAGAGCAACUUCAGAGGUCAUAAAGAACGUAAAAGACUCCAAGAGGAGGGGAAGAUGCCGGUUAGAGGGAAGGAGACAAAGAGUCCUCCAGUUGAUGAGGAGCUUCCUAUUCCAGAUCCACCACCUCCAGAAGAACUGAUGGAAUUCACUGAGGAAAUGGAACAGGAAGAUGAGACUCCAGCUCAACCACCAGGAGAAGAUGAAGAAGCCAAAGCCGCUGCGGUUCUUCAGAGCAACUUCCGUGGCCACAAAGAGCGCAGAAGACUCCAGGAGGAAGGCAAAAUCUCCAAAAAAAAGACAAAUGAAGAAAUGGCUAAUCCAGACGCUUCAGAACUAGACAUUUCUCUUAAGGAACUUCCACUACCUCCAUUAGAAUUCGAGCAAGACAGUCAGUCUCCAGGGACAGGUGAAGAACAUGCUGCAACUGUUUUACAGAGCAAUUUCAGAGGACACCAGGAGAGAAAGCGAUUGAGAGCAGAGAGAGAAGGAGCCAUUGGAAAAGAACAAGAAAUGGCACAAGAGGCGGAGGAGCAGGAGAAUGAGGAAGCUCUGGACAUCACAGAUGUUCAGCUGGAACGGAAGGGGGUAGAAGAAGAGGAGGAUUCUCAGGCUGAGGAAGCCCAAUAUGAUGAGGAGCAGGCAGCCAUUAAAAUGCAGAGCAAUUUUAGAGGUUACAAAGACAGAAAGAACCUGAAAGAAAAAUCACAAAAACAGGAUGAGGAAGUAGAGUCGCUCUUCAAACAGGUAACCAAUGCCUCUGAAGAUUACUUAUCACUGCAGAAGAAGUUAAAUGAAAUCAUCCUUGCCCAUCAGCUCAACCCCAGCAAAAAUGGAAUGUUUGUGAAAGGACAACCUAUGAAUGGCUACAUGGGCUGUUACCAGCCACCAGCCGACACAAAGCAGCCACGAACGUCUCGCCGCACACAACAGCCAAAGACCCUGAACACACCAGAGGACUCCACAUACUACACACUCAUCCACAGGUCUGUCCAGGACGAUAAAAGGAGGCCAAGAAAACAAAGCCCCAAAAGGCUGGACAAUGAUGACCAGUACUACCAGGGCUCGUCCAGCACUAAGUCCACAAGCCUGCCCAGUGACAGACGCCGCUCAAGCAAACGGAGAUCAUCCACUGAAAGAACACGCUCUUCUGAAAGACCACUGUCUGAUGUCCCUAAAUCCGACCUCCCUAAGAGCCCAACGGAGAAGAGGCACUCGUUCUCUAGAAUGCCCUCUACAGAGAGUCAAAGUGAGGACAACCCUUAUGACUACAGAAAGAUACUGAGGAAGACCUCCCAGAGACGAAGGCUUUUAACACAGCCCUAAUCAUCAAGCUUUACAACUUCUGUAAAUACUGUGAAAAAUGAGUUCACCAAAAAAUGUCAUUUCUGUCAUCAUUUACUCACCGUUAUGUCUUUCCAAACCCAUAUGAAUUUCUUUCUUGUGUGAAACACAAAAGGAGAAUUUUUGAAUAAUGUACCACCCGCUCUUUUCCAUGGAGUUACAAUAACCUGAGGCUUUUAAUCUUCAAGAAGAGCACAAAGUGAUGUUUGAUUCAUCAAAGAAUCAUUCUCUUGAGUCGGGGGGUGAGCUG